AUGAACUCUGAGCUGCGCAAGAGGAAACCGACGGACGAUCUCAUCUAUAUCAUUCCGCCACUUACCGUUGCGCUGGAUGCCGAUCUACCCGUUCCUUACAAGAUGCGCAACUCAAUCAUCGCUGCCGCCGCUUUCCUGGCUCUGGGAGCUAGAGCCGACAUUUACCCCAACUAUGAGUAUGGCAACAUGUUCUACCUUGGCCCUACCACCGGUGGUCAGUAUAUCACCAAGGCCACCUACAACAUGGAGGUCCCCAACCCGCCCACAAACUGGGUGAAGACCGAUGAGACUCAGCGCUGGCUCUCCCUCUGGAUCGGUGUUCAGGACAACCCCAACAACGGCGACGUGCUCAACAUGAACUUUGUCCAGCCCCUCCUUAACUGGGGACCCGAUAACUCCGUCUGGGGCUGCAGCGCUCCCAACACGCAGUGGUGUGCUGCUGCCAGCACUUACCAACCCAGUGGUCAAAUUGGCCAGGCUUACGUUCCGGUCAACAAGGAGGCCACACUUGAGUUUGAGAUUUCUCUCAAUUCCUCCACCGACAUGAUCGACCAGAAGAUCUGGCAGAACGGAGACCUCAUCUCUUCCGAGUCUGACUCCAAGGGCAUGAGACCUGCCGUCUUCUACUCUGGUAACGAGUGCUACGGCGAUGGCUGCGGGACUCUGCCGGCUUACAAGUACACCAAUAUCACCCUUGUUUUCGACAAGGCUGUUACAAACUUGGCCGACAUUAUCUCCUAUACCAACGCUACCCACACAGAAUGGCAGACGAAGGACAACGGUAUCACAUGGACCGUCGACUCCAUCACCAUCGCGGAGGAUAACUUGACCGAAUAA
Messenger RNA from Colletotrichum costaricense, 837 nucleotides. RefSeq lists its product as uncharacterized. Lineage: Eukaryota; Fungi; Ascomycota; Sordariomycetes; Glomerellales; Glomerellaceae. The coding region runs from base 1 to 837 and encodes 278 amino acids. The transcript is spliced from 4 exons. The record is from RefSeq and is a predicted model, not a curated record.